Molecule: messenger RNA, 2517 nt
Organism: Aspergillus pseudotamarii
Lineage: Eukaryota; Fungi; Ascomycota; Eurotiomycetes; Eurotiales; Aspergillaceae
Product: Zn(II)2Cys6 transcription factor domain-containing protein
Exons: 3
Coding region: 177-2360 (727 amino acids)
Biological process (GO): regulation of DNA-templated transcription
Molecular function (GO): DNA-binding transcription factor activity, RNA polymerase II-specific; zinc ion binding
Source: RefSeq, a predicted model, not a curated record
AUAAAAAUUGGCGAUAGGGCAUGUCACCUGACUGGAUCGGUCAGAUGUCCGGUUUGUUCUGAAGGAAAUCUAAACUUUCUUCUAUACUCAUCCCGUUACUGCAAUAUCAAUAUCCUUGCUGUUUUAGCGAUAAAUAAACAGACUAAUAAUACAGAAACACUAUAUCAGCGGUGCAGAUGCCACCUUCCACUGCACCCACGCGGCGCCAGUAUUCAAGUUGCGAUGCAUGCCGACGAUCGAAACGGCGUUGCUGCUUGCCACCUGAGAACGAUGGGGACCCUCACUCAGUAUGCACUAACUGCAAGCGCAUAGGAUCACCUUGCACUUUUGAUUUUGCCAAAUCUCACUCACGGGUAUUAACGCGAAGGAGCCGAAGGCGUCUUACACCAAGGGCUAAUUUGUCUGGGAAAUGCGAUGAGUCAACAAGCACCUUAGCAAACGGGGUUGAUGCAGUCCAUGACAGCCAACCUGUAGCAGAUCAGGACAUUCUGACGUCUUGGCUUAACAUUGAUCUUGAUCAUUGUCUUGAUGAAAAUUCCACAUCUUUUCUACACAGCACGGAAUUCCCAGACAUACUUGCGGAUAACGCAACAUUAGCACGACAUCAUGAUGGGAUUGCCACUUCUCUUUUGACGCAUCGCUCGGACUCAGUACAGCAUCUUGUUCUGUAUAAUACACGCCUUAACAUCGGUAGCUCGCCUAGCAGUCCUCUCCAUCUGCUUAAUUCUAAAUUGAGCGCAACGAUACUUGAUCAAUGCCUGGCCCGCAUCCAUGAUACGAUCGUCACAGGUUGCGCGUCCAGGUUUAUAGGCUAUGAAUGCAAUCUAUACAAACCUCGACAUUGCUACCGGUUAGAAGAUGGUGACUGCGGAAGCCCGCAGGAUCAAAAGCCUGUGCAACUAGAUCCUAUUUCAAAAGAAAACGUAUCUAUAACGCAGGAUGCUAACUACAGAAUGACAAUAUUGGGGGCCAUUCGUUUUCUAGACCAUUUCAGCGACCUUUAUGGCAACAGACUGACGGUCCCUGCUCGAAGAAAGUCAGACGCUGUUUUGAAAGCGGUGCUCAGAGCAUUCUCGCUUCAGUGGCUCUCUCCUAUCAAUUCUACCACCGGGGUUCAAUUGACAAACAACCAUAACAGUGCUGUUAGCAGAGACACGCCCCGCGAUUCAUCGAUGGACGCUUUCUAUGACAGCUGGUUUCAAGCACGAUCGCUUAUCAAUAGUGCGCUUUCUGUUCCAUCCUUCAGAGUCAUAUAUGCGAUAUUAAUGUUCGAUGGUAUUUCAAUUCCAGCGAAGGCGAGCGGCGAGACUCUCGUAGCCCAUGAAUUUCUUGAUGCGGGGUUGCAGAAGCUGAAUUGCUUGACUGGGCUUGUUGAGCAAUACUGUAUGAACCUGGGGCCGCAUUCUAUAUAUGGACCUGUAAUGGAAACCAGCCUGAGCGUAGUGCGAUGGUGUGGUCAUGUCCGUGAUAUAGGGGCAGCACUCACAGCAGAUCACGUAUGCAAGCUUUCUGACGUUUCAGGUAAUGACAAAGGUCAAAUGACUUCUUCCAGAUACGAGCCAAUGUCGCCUUCUCGUUUUCAUCGGAGCUUCAAUCAAGACUUUGAUGACAGUGUCCCCGGUUUAUGUCGCGCAGCAGCCGCGGAGGCUUUCCGUGUCUGGAAACACAUAGUUUCAAUAAAAGGAUCCCUCUCUAGCCCGAUCAAGAAUGACAUUGGAUCAUUUCCAAACCUAUCUGCGGAUAUUACCUCGAUGAUCACAGCAGUUGGUAAAUUCAAGGACGUGUUUGGCUCUUCCUUGGACCUUUGUAUAGGAAAUAUUGGAUAUCUUUCCAUGCGCUCAAGAUUGUCUUCUGUCUCCAUUUUAAUGUUCUGGAACCUCGGUGUCUUUGUUCUGAUGGAAAGUCUGAAACCUACUAUGACGGGGUUAAGCCCACCUUGCAGUCACAGUAUCUUUUCAAGACUACAAACUUUCACCGAGGAGGCUGCUUUAUCAGUAACACGGAUAGCAGAGCGCGUGCUCUCGCUUCCUUUCGAGGAGAUGUUCAACCUCCAGAACGGCAUUAGUGCUGAGGCUUCGGCACUCUCCUACCAUAUCACCCCUACACUAGUAGCGGCUACCUUCCAAAAAGCUAUCGAGAACAUACUUUGUUUGCAGUUAUGUUCGCCUCGUGGUGUGGGCACCCUAAGUCUCCAUGCUGACUCCACCUGGAAACAACAUAUCGACGCCAUCCUGAAAGCCCUUGUUUCACUUGAUGCUACGAUUGGUGGAUUACAGGCCUCAAGCUUGGCAAUACAAACUCUAAUGCGAAAUCAUGGGGAUAUUAUAUCGGAUUGCUGGUCGUGCGACUUUGAGACUUGACCACUGUUUGACCUCAACCAUGGCCUAUAACAAAGGACGGAACCAAAGCGGUCGAUACGCUUAGGUGUACCUCCCCAAAGGCUCAGUACACCCUAGAAGAAAGUUCACAUCUUCUAGCUAACUGCAUCCAGGCCACGAUCCUUUCGGUCAGAAAUCA